AUGAGCAAAUCAUAACCCAUAUUUAUAUACGGAAUUACCAUCAAAGACGAUAGGGGGAAGUUGAAGAACUGCUAAUUGUGUGGAGCAAAGUUCACUAUGUCAGUUAAAGAACAUUAAUGUAAGAGAUGUAAAAGAGCUGUAUGUGAUAAAUGUGCUCCAAACAAAGCUUAAGUCUAGAAGGCAGAUGGUCUGUCUAAGAAAACUCAUCGUCUAUGUAACUUUUGUAAAGACGAAAGUGAUUCACUUAAGAGAUUCUUGGAACAAUACAAAAUAAGUUUUAACAAAGAUUCAUUUUCACAAUAAUGGUUAUAAUCAUUUGGAACUGAUACUACAAAAGCCAAAAAUGAUUUCUUCAAUGCAUUAGAUGAUGCAAAGUUAUCCAAAGAUACUAAUGCUUAUGAUAUCUUCAAAGCAAAGUUAGAAGUAGUGAUAAAUGAUAUCGAUGGAUUUGUAAACUAUUCCAUCAAAGACUUUAUGGUAGCUGCUCUAAAAAAUGUGGAAUCAUUUCGUCAAAAAGAAGUAGUCAAAACUUCCAUUUUGAGAGUUGCUGGCACACUUCUACUAUUGUAUCCUCAAAUUGGAUAUUCGCAUGAAAUAGUACUCAUUACCUAUUUUCUCCUUUGCUUUGCAUCUGAAGCUUCUGCUUAUAUACUCCUAACUGCAAUAUAUGCCCAUAUACUCCCAUCGCAAUUGUACCCAAAGGCUAACACUAAAUAUGAUUUAGCUAAUGAAAACUCCAUUGUAGUUGGUGUUUUAAAGGACGCUCUUCAAGUAGAUUUAAAUGACAUGAGCGUGAUUAAGAGUUUCCUCUCAUAGAAGCUCAGAUAGUACUUAGUUACAUUUAGCAUUAAUCUCUUUUUAUUUGAAACGACCUUUUUCAUAAUAAGUUCUGUAUUAAUGUCUGGUUCAAAUGGAUAUAUGGAUUUACUGGCUCAGAUGGCUGUUUUAUGUCAAUUAUCUAAUCAGGAAAUGUAGAAGAACAAAUUCAACCAUGAAGAAACAGAAUUAUUCAUGCUUAGAUCACUUAGAACUAAUCAAUUAAGUGUACUUUAUAAAUAAACUCAAAAUUGUGAUUUUGAAAGUUACAAGAAAGUUUAUAUCACAACUAGAUCAGAUUCAAUCAAAGUGGAUAAUUUGAAUUUGAGUGCUCGACAAUCAAUGAUAAAACCAGAUAUGUAGAAAGUAAGUGAAAUUAAUUAAAAGCUCUAAGAACAAGUUGAUAAAAGGGAUUUAGAAAAUAAAAAGUUGAAUGAGGAGAUUAUUCAAUUAAGAGAUAAAGUCAAAUAAUUACAAAAGGAGAAUUCUAUACUUCUAAAUUAAUAAUAAAAUAAUGAUUCUGAAAUGUAUAAAAUUAAGUUACAUGAAAUGAGAAUUGAUAAUUCAGAAUUGAAAUCAUAAAUUGAAUAAUUGAAAAAUGAAAUUUCUAAGUUGAAAUUACAAAAAGAUGAUGAUACAAGAUGGAAUGCAACUAAACAAAAAACAGAAACUAUAGACAGUGAUUAUGAAAAUGAUUUGUAAGAAAUCUCUUAAUUCAAAUUAAAAUAUGAAUAAUAAAUCAAAAAUCUUAAGAAAUAAGCUGAAGAGAAGAAAUUAUAGAAUUAACCUAAUACAAUGUAAAUUGAUGAAUUAAAAGAGAGUUAUGAAAAUAAAAUAAAAUUACUUUAAAAAUAAGUACAGUAAUUAUAAUAGUAAGAUAAUAUUGAGGAAAUAAGAGAUUUGAAAAUCUAAAACCAAUAAUUACAAAAAAAAUUAGAGAAAAUGAAAGAUGAAAAGAGUAAAAGUGAAUUAUUACAAUAAAAAAAUGAUGAAAUUGAUUUAUUAACUGAAUUGAAUGAAGAGCUGACCAAAGAAAACUAACGCCUAUCAAAACAGUUUAGAGAUUUGAAAUCUCAAAGUGGGACUUCUAGUGCUUAACAAAUAAAGGUGCUAGAAGAGUAAAACAAAUUAUUGGAAAUGAAAUUAGAAUAGUAUAAUUUAUUAAUAUAGGAAUUGAUGAUUAAUAUUAACAAAGUAAAACUUGAAAAGCAGAAGCAAUUAGAAUUUUCGGAUUUGAAAUUAAAAUAAAAAGAGGAUCUAGAAGAUGUCAAAAUGGUGGCAGAGAUAAGAACAGUAUAAACUCAAUUACUAAAGGGAAUGCUUAAAGAAAACUAAGCACAAUUGAGCGAUUUGAUAGCUGCUAUUACUCAAAUGCGUCAGAUCCUCGAAAAAUCAAAAACAUUAAAACUUUGA
Paramecium tetraurelia is the source of this 2229-nucleotide messenger RNA. RefSeq lists its product as uncharacterized. The transcript is spliced from 4 exons. Lineage: Eukaryota; Ciliophora; Oligohymenophorea; Peniculida; Parameciidae. The record is from RefSeq and is a predicted model, not a curated record. Gene Ontology annotation, molecular function: metal ion binding.